Messenger RNA from Endocarpon pusillum Z07020, 387 nucleotides. RefSeq lists its product as uncharacterized. The coding region runs from base 1 to 387 and encodes 128 amino acids. The record is from RefSeq and is a predicted model, not a curated record. NCBI's taxonomy places the organism in Eukaryota, Fungi, Ascomycota, Eurotiomycetes, Verrucariales, Verrucariaceae. The transcript has a single exon. Gene Ontology annotation, molecular function: nucleic acid binding.
AUGGCACGCAGCACAGCCGAAAAUAUCGCUCACAAGCAUCGCGAUCCUCUGAACAAUCACGAAUUAGUUCGAGUCGUACAGCCAAAUAAGCCUGUUCUUACUCACGACGUUCGAGAUUUACGCGUUGAAUAUGCGGAAUGGGCUACUAAGGAGCAAGAGAAUAGUGCUAUAUUCAUCUUUGUCGACGAAACUUACUGUCAUUUUGGAGGGCAUUGUAGGAACAAACCAAAGAUUACAAAGCCAAAAGGUGCAGAUCCACAUCUCUACGCACGUUUUGAUCCUGCAGAGCAGUUUCAAUUGAUGGUAUGGGGUGCAAUUGGUCUGUACGAAGAUGAGAUCAAAUUCCCUUUUUGGAUAUGGGAGCCAGAAACAGAGGAGGAUAAAUAA